Ricinus communis (castor bean) is the source of this 1735-nucleotide messenger RNA. RefSeq lists its product as uncharacterized. Gene Ontology annotation, biological process: Golgi vesicle transport. The record is from RefSeq and is a predicted model, not a curated record. Gene Ontology annotation, cellular component: membrane. Lineage: Eukaryota; Viridiplantae; Streptophyta; Magnoliopsida; Malpighiales; Euphorbiaceae. Bases 345 to 1355 code for a protein of 336 amino acids. The transcript is spliced from 5 exons.
AGGCACGCGACAACUGAGAUAAUCUCCGUUGACGAAAGAAGCUUGUUAAUUUAUUAACAUCAUCUGGCUGCUGUGAUCCCUUCUUCUUGACAUUAUUAAAUCACACGCGUCACGCGCUAUACUUUCUCCCGGAUUUUAUUAUUUUAUCUAAAUCUAAUUAGAAAUUCCCAAAAAAAGCUCCCCCUCCCCUUCUCCUUCUCAUUUUAGAUUACAACAAUCUUAGGUUCUUCUUUUCAUCUGCACUUUCAGUUACAAAUCUUUUAACAAAGGUUAUCAUCAGAUUUAAGAUACAUUAUUUAGUUUCUUUGUAAUUAAUUCGGUGAAGAUUUAUUUAAUUUAUUUAAAUGGCUUCGAGUUUUGAUCGCUGGGAGAAGGAUCCCUUCUUUUCUGCGGCGGAGGAAGUUCAAGAAUCGGCCAACAGGAUGGAAUCGGCGUAUAGAACAUGGAUGCACUCAAAGAAACAAGAGUCAAGUAUGUGGAACUCUGAUGAACUCCGUCGUGACCUGCGGACUGCCCUUGGCACCACCAAAUGGCAGCUAGAUGAGUUUCAAAGGGCUGUCAGCUCUAGUUACAUCAAAAGCUCUACUGAGGAUGCAAGAGAUAGACAUCGCGAUUUUAUUAUUGCAAUUGAGGACCAAAUUUUGAAAAUUGAAUAUUCCUUACAGGAAUGCUCGCUUCCUGAAGGCAAUUCACCAUUGCCUUGGGUGCGAUUGGAUGAAGGCGAAUGUAAUGAGCUUGCAUUGUUUUUGUCUGGUUCAUCAGAAUUUGGAGACAGUACUAAUCUGAUAAAGCAUAGCAGAGAUGACAAGAAACAACAAGGGAUGAAUAAUGAAAUGACUGCUGAUUGUUUGAAGAGCUCAGACCAUGUUGUCGAGAAGCCUCACGGGCAUAGGAGGACAGCCAGUGCUAGUGCUGACAUCGGUGCUUGGAAGAUUGCAAUUGCUGAAGUUAACUGUCCUUUAGAUGGUUGUAAUGUGCAGCCCCUACAACCCCCACGAAAGGUACCUAGCUUCUCAGGAUUCUUAAGUUCCAUGGAAUAUGCACCAAAAUUCAAGUGGCCAAAGAAUGGUGUUAGGAAAUGGAAGGCGAUGGAUGUUAAUCAAGAUUCUGAUGCUGCACCAUUGCGAUCUUCACAGAUGACCAAGGGCAUCCAUGCUUGUUAUGAGAAGAGUAAGAGCUGUCUGGAUGGCUGCGAUGAAUGUUAUGAUAAGCAACUUUAUGGGUGGUACGGAGUUACACAGAGAUUGCUUCAGCGGUCUCAGUAUCAAAUGCAAUAUGGUCGACCUGUUCAAGUGGUUAUUUGGACUGUUCUUCUCCUUUGCUUAAUUGUGUUAUUUGUAUUGCGUGCAUUGUAAGGAUCUACGGAACCGCCAUCCAGCAUUCAAUGGUCAGUGGCAAUAUGUGAUGGCAACAGAGGUAUUCUGGUAGCAGGAUCUGAAGGAGAUUUGCUCGGCUUGUUGGCAAUUGAGCUGCUAAGGUUUGUAGGCAUGCAUUAUCAUGUUCGGCACAUAAUCUUUGCCUUUCUAACCUUUUUGUCCCUCGUUGCCUACCAAUUCUCACUUUUCCUCCCUUCAAAUUUUGAUUUCUCUGAUGAGGGGCAAUAUAUGUGUAUAAUUCUAAGAGCCAAGAGAGGCAGAGAAUGUCGGCCAAGAAUGAUUCUUUUAUGUCAUCGGAUCCUGUAAUGCCAUCUUUUCUCUUGUAGCCAUCUUUGUACAACUGUAUAUCUGCUUCUGUU